UGUAAAACCAUGAGACAGAUUGCCUUUUUUUGUUUUGCUUUGUUCUUUUACUUUGAAAAGCUGAAGCGGAUGUUUCUUAUCUCAUCUUAAAGACUUCUUGCGUGAAACUAGCUCCGUGUGAUUAGCCACGUCAUGUAAACUUAGCAGUGGAGCAAUUGUUAAAUAACGGCAGGACGGCUCGUAGUUUUUUGGGGUAUCUAUUGUAUUUUUUAAACGGGGCCUUUUUUUCGUAUUUAUACAUUUGCAGGUGUCCUAUGGAAAGAUGUCGGAGAUCGGUGACUGGUUCAGAAGCAUCCCUUUAAUCACCCGGUACUGGUUUGCUGCUUCGGUUGCUGUUCCCUUCAUUGGGAAACUGGGACUGGUUGAUUUCAGAAAUCUAUUGCUGUUUCCAGAUCUGAUUUUUAGCAGAUUCCAUCUAUGGAGACCUGUGACAGCCACCCUUUUUUUCCCAAUAACCCCUAACACUGGGUUUCUCUACCUAGUCAACCUAUAUUUCCUCUACCAUUACUCCUCUCGGCUAGAGACAGGGGCAUUUGAUGGCAGGCCUGCAGACUAUGUUUUCAUGCUCCUCUUCAACUGGAUUUGCAUUGUUAUCACUGGAGUGCUCAUGAACAUGCAGUUGCUGAUGAUCCCCCUCAUUAUGUCAGUGUUGUACGUCUGGGCUCAGUUUAACAAAGACAUGAUCGUGUCCUUCUGGUUCGGAACAAGAUUCAAGGCACAUUAUCUACCGUGGGUCAUUCUCGUCUUCAACUUCAUCAUCGGAGGGUCCUUUGUGAAUGAGCUGACGGGAAACCUGGUGGGCCACCUCUACUUUUUCCUCAUGUUCAAAUACCCCAUGGACCUGGGAGGACGCUCAUUCCUCACCACGCCAGACUUCUUGUAUCGGUUCUUCCCUAACACAAGGGGGGGAGUGUCAGGCUUUGGAGUUCCACCGAGCAGGAGGCCAGCUGCCCAAGAACAGCCGGGGGGGGGACUGAGAGGACGCCACAACUGGGGAGAAGGCUUCCGCCUCGGGGGUGAAUGAGGGGGGGACGGCCCCGCCUCCGCUCUCACUAACAAAAGGCCGGGCAGUUGACAUUUGGGGCUAAAAUCCUUGCUUCCUCAAAUUCUCCCCUUCCUCCGAGGGUAUAAAAAUCUCGACUUCAGUUUCGAAUCGCACCCAUUUAAUGUUUUAAAGAAUACGAUGGGAUGAAAUAUGAGGAGGUGUGUGUUUUAACUAACAGUUCACUGCACAGCAGGACUCAGACUCUGGCUGCAGGCUCCAUUCACCCAGUAAAGCCAGCUCUUCUCUUUCUGCCAAAAGACAUAGAAAAACCAACAACAAAUAAAUAGUUUCUUUUCUGUGAUGAUCCUGCUGCCACCCUCUCAUUUCCUCCUUCUCGCCCUUUUUCUCAUGACCUUAUCCUUUUUUUUAUUGAUCUUUAUAUCUGAGGACUGUGAGGGUGUUGCAGCUUCGCAACAGCACGCUGCUGGUUUUUCCUGGUGUUCCUCCCUCUGUGAUGCCAUAUCAGAUUGCAUUGUAAUUACAACGCACUAAGAGAGCACCAUCCACCAUCCCUCAGCAGAACAUGGCUGAAGCUAUUUAGGGAGCACUGUUUCCAGGUCUGAAAUUCCAUGCGUUUGAAUUUUUUUUUUCUUUCUGGAGCCUCCUCAGCACAUGGCUGAAUGUUUUUCUGUCAUUAGACCUGAUGAAAUCAAAAUGAGGUAAAUAUGGAUGAUCUGUCCUUUUUCUUUUUUUGUAAAUACAACAGUUGUAUAUUAAAAUGAUGAGCGAG
Molecule: messenger RNA, 1775 nt
Organism: Menidia menidia (Atlantic silverside)
Lineage: Eukaryota; Metazoa; Chordata; Actinopteri; Atheriniformes; Atherinopsidae
Source: the annotation of a GenBank genome assembly